Molecule: messenger RNA, 4628 nt
Organism: Lytechinus variegatus (green sea urchin)
Lineage: Eukaryota; Metazoa; Echinodermata; Echinoidea; Temnopleuroida; Toxopneustidae
Product: protein Skeletor, isoforms B/C-like
Exons: 15
Coding region: 186-2195 (669 amino acids)
Source: RefSeq, a predicted model, not a curated record
UAGCUCCAUGGUUAUACCGAGCAGAGCUUGCACGCUCCGACGCAUUUUACCCGGUAUAUUCCGAUCGAAGAAAUGCCCUUAUUACGGGCCAUAUUAUUUCCUUUUCGAUUGAUCGAGAGUGUCAGACGUACGUAUAACAGUAUUGCAGUUACGUUGUCAUCAACAGAGCAAGAGAAGAGAAUAAAAUGGUGGCCAUAAUAACGUCUCGUAGAUUCUUCGUCAUUUUGUCUUUGUUUUAUAAGGUCGUGUCGCUAUGUCAGGCCCAGUACAAUGGCAAGCUCAUUGGAACACUCAGCGAUCUCUCAUCCCAUCGCAUUGCCGGCACAGUCUACGCUGAAACUUCGACUCAAAUCAGGAUCAUCGGCUUUAAUUAUGAUGGCUCUGCUCCAGAUGCUUUCCUUUGGGCUGGAGUAUCUGGGACACCGUCUUCUAAUGGUUUUAUCAUACCCGACGAAACAGGAAGCCUUUUAAAGCUUGGACAGUAUGAUAAUGUUGAUAUUUCAGUCACCCUUCCUGCUGGAAGAACUGUAUCUUCACUUGCUUGGAUAUCGGUUUGGUGCCGAAGAUUCACGGCAAAUUUUGGACAAGUGAUUGUCCCGGAAAACUUCGUAGCCCCCUCUCCUUUAAGCCUUGGUCCACUAGGUUUUCCACGCCUUGUUCAUGGAACCGAAGCAUCAGACGUGACCAUCUUAAAUACAAAGCAGAUCCGAGUUACGAAUUUGUUUUAUGAUGGCCUAGGACCUCGGGCUUUUUUCUGGGUAGGACCUGGAGGGACUCCUUCCAAUGGAGCCAAUGACCGUUCAAUACCAGACGAAAACGGAGGAACCGGUGUUAUUAGGAGAUACAGAGGGGAAACGAUCGUUCUAACUCUCCCUGAUGGGUUAACGGUAUCCGAUAUUGGGCAUUUCGGUUUGUGGUGCAUUGCUUUCUCCCAAGAUUUCGGACACGUAGAUAUCAGCAUACCGAACGACCACGACCUGCCUCCACUACCUCUUAACAGCGGGUCCAGCGGGCCGAGGAGACUGACAUUUCCUAACUGCGAAACGCUGGUCGAUGAAAAGUUUCAAGUGAGUUGGAACAUCGACGGGAGCGAUAUCAUGAUCAGACUGAGCACUCUCAUCGAGGACGGUGCCGACUACGCCGCAUUUGGUCUCAGUGGAUCGACAACGGGAACGCAAAUGAUCGGCGGUGAUGUUGUCGUGACUUUCAUGGAAAACCAGACUCCACGGGCCGUCGACUACUAUCUGAAAAGCCAAGCCCAGUGUACCCCUCAAAAUAGUGACGGAGCCUGUCCAGAUACAAUAUCAUCAGGACAAGGAAGCAACGACUCUGUAGUAGUGGAAUCGUAUGUAGAGAACGGCGUUACCCAUAUUACCUACAGUCGGCCUCUGGCUGCAACAGAUGCUACUUAUGACCAAGCUUAUACUACCAAUGGCCCUCUCUACGUCAUCUGGGCUCGAGGACCUAUUAACGCUGAUGGUCGUGUUGCUUUCCACAACAUAGGAUGGUCAGGAAGGGAUUCCGAUUUGCAGAUUGAUUUUGGACGCGAUAGCAGCACUUGCUCACCCCUAGGACAAGGUGGUACUGCACCACCAGUAGCAGAUGGCUGGAAAAUACCUGGUAUCACACGCCUUGAGGAAGCAACCUUUACCGUGGAAAUGGGACUCUCUGGUGGACGUAAAGGGUACCAGGCCAUCACUGGUCGUGUUGGAUGGGGAAUCGCAUGGUUUAUCAAUGGUAUUCUUAUCCCCGAGUUAACCCUUAAACGCAACGUCACCUACACAUUCCGUGUAUUCGGUGGAGAUAAUGCGAAUGCCAGUGGCAAUUACCAUCCUUUCUAUAUUACUGAUGACAUCAACGGUGGUUACGGACAACUCUCUGAAGCAGACAGACAGGGUAUCAAGAUCUAUGCAGGCCCUGUUGAGGGUCCACUUUGUCAGUACAUGAGCGAUACGGACCCUGAUUCGUAUAACACGUUUGACGAGUUUAAGGCAACCUUAGAAAAGAAUUGUAUGUUUGGUGAACCUGGUGUACUCCGGUGGACUGUGCCCAUUGAUGCUCCCGAUCUUCUAUACUAUCAUUGCUACACUCAUCGUUUCUUGGGUUGGAAAAUUCACAUCACAGACAGCGCCACCACCGUCUCCUUGUCUUUAUUCAACAUUGCUGUUCUCUUCAUCCUUUACCUAAUCUUGUAAAAAGUUUAACGAAUACAAUUACAUGAAUAUUCCUUUUAAAGUGGUAAGUACACUAAUUACAGACUAGUCCACGUAAUGGUCAGGACACUUUAGACACAGUUUCGAAUGAUCACAAUUCAUAAGUUAUACAGUAUUGAAAGAGUUCUUGUUCAGUGAAUCAGACAAAAUGACAUUAUGUAAGUUGCAUACACAAUUAGUUUUAUAAAAUAUAUUCAGCGGUAAUAAAACUUGAAAAAUUAAGAAUUUUGGUUGUGACAAAAUGUGUUUGAUAAACUUAGUAAGAUACGGUUGAAUAGUGUAAGUUUUACAGUAUUGAAACAAUUCUAGCUGGGUUUAUCAGACUUAUUUUACAUUCAGUUUUCACACACUCAGUGAUUUUUUAAAAAUUAUUAGUGAUAAAUCUUUGUCAAAUGCAUUGUAUAUGUGUCUGAAUGUUAAAUGUGUUUUACUCGGCAAGAACUGUGAAUAGUGUAAAUCUUAAAGUUUGAUUACUUAAGAACUAUCUGAAUGCUAUUUCCACAUGCUGGAAUGUGUUUCUGAUGUGUGCAAAGCUCCUAAAAGAUUCCACAAAGUGGAUUCGAGCUCUUUAUUAGUUGCAAUAUCGUUAAUACAUGUGUUACUUUAAAAGUAGACUCUGUAUAUACACUCGUCAAAAUGAACACAUUGAUAAACUAAACAGGUGUCUUACCUGUAAUAGCGACAACUUAUAUAUAUAUACAUAUUUACAUAUAUAUUUAAAUUUCAAAUUUUCCUUCUUGACUUUGGUUACUCAUUAUUUGUUAUAUACCCUAGACUUGUAAUGGAAAUAGUGUAGGGCUACAUAUAAGCUACAUCGUUUUAUGCAGGAUGCACAAAGAUUUACUACACCUUGUUUGAUCUCCUUCGUUUUAACGAGACGAAUAUGACUAUAUAUGUCCAGUUUAUUAUCCAUAAAUCACAAAAAUGUAUACAAAUUAUUCUGCUGAGAAAUUUCAUAGCGUAAUAUUUUUUUUAAACCUCAUAAGCCACUGUUUGGUUUCAGUUUCAGCCCUAGCAGACCUUUCAUUGUAAUAACGAAAGUCGGUCCAACACCAGCCUGGAGUCUAUAUCUAUUAGCACCCUAGAAGUAUCAAAACAACACCAUUUUGGUCUGGUGCUAACUCCAUGUAUGGCCUAUUACGUCUUUCUUGAAACAACACUAGCAAGAUUUCAUUCAAACGACACCGUAUUGAUAUUAAACGGUUAUUUUCCAACACUUAUAUGGCGUUCACUGAUUCCAGGCUCAUGUUGGACACAUUGCUUUUCGCACGGUUGCCAUUCCAACUCAUUAAUCAUACCAUGCGUUUUUAGAGUCAAAUGAGGGUGAUUUAAUUUUGAUUUUUCGAAGUCAAUCCUUCAUAUUCGUCAAAUAUAAACGAAAAUAUUCUGAUAGAAUUUAAAAUUUAGAACAUGAGCUCACUCAGCACUGAUUAUGAUAUUGAAUUGUUCUGCACAUCUUGCCAUCCUUAUCGGUAUAGGAGAGAUUUCUAUUGUGAUAGCGGUUUUAUUAAUGCAACAAUUUUUAUUGAUAACUUUGAUAUCAUGAAUUAUAGUCGGAAACAUACACUAUAAUGAAAUACAAGUCAUGGUCACACGCAAUCAGUAUAAUUCAUUGCAGUUGUUUAAUCACACUGAAGAAACUUUGGUCUUUUGAGCAAAAACUCCUAAACCUUAAACGCAGUUUUAAUUAUUUUUUAUUACUGUUUGGUAUUCAAGAGUUGGAUUGAAACGCAAAGUUAUUAAAACUCCUGCCAAAUGUCACUGUGCACAAAGUGAAUAACAUGAAUGAAGGUUUAAAACAUGAAUGCACAAAAUAUGUACAUACUUAGGGCUUAAAAUAACAUUUCGAUAAUAAUCAUCAAGCCUUAAUUUGUACUUUAUGUGUGUUGGGGUGUGUUUGAGGGUUUUAAGAGGGUGUGUGUGAUACUGUGUGAUAUAUUGCUCUAUGUUCUUUACUACUUUUUAUCAGUAUGAUUUCACUAAGUGAUAUGAAAAAAAACUGAAUAAAUGUACUUUGUAAAUUUGAAUGUGUGUAUGUUGGUAUACGUGUGUGUGUAUUUGUGCAGACGUUAUUUUUUUUGUAUUUUUCAUAGUCUUGCUCUUCUUGAAUAGAGAAAAAAUUAUUUAGACUAUUUUCUAUAAAUUUGUCAUGGAAUAAAUGCAUAAGUAGUAUAUUUGAUACUCUCUUUCUGCAAGAAGUUGCAUUCUACUUUCUAUAGCAGAAUAUUUUCUUUAAUAAAGGUUAAAUUUGAGUUGUUAUACAAGCGUACUAAAUAUAUUGCAAAGUGAAUAACUAUUUCAAGGUGAAUUUGUAUGAUUAUGUAGAUUUUUCUAUUUUCUACUACUUUGUGCUAUUUGCUAUGUUCAUUUUCGUAUCUGAAGGCAAUAAAAUGUUCAAUGUGAGUCUUUAAUGUA